UCCUUAAUGCAGACAACAUGGCGGACUAAAAGAUACGGCUGACCCGCCCGGAUACAGCGAAUAAACAGUUGGAUUCACGCCCCCUAUGCUCAAGGAAGACGGAGAGACACCAAUUUGUUAGAAACACCCUCGGGAACAUUGAGGAAUUUUUGGGACCGUUCUAGUCAUUCGUUAACAUAAACAUACUUGCGAUCUGUUGCCUCCAAAUUGGCGGUCUGUCCCAGAUCGUUCAUAUCACCCAGGCCCCCCACCCCACAUACACACACUUGGUUCCUGGGGUGUGAAGACAGGGGCUGGGGUUAAGAACGUGGAAAAAAAGGAAGAAAGGAAUUGCACAACUGUAAAUAUUCAGGAUUGUGCACAACCAAACGGAAGUCGUGGACCACACUGUGCGAAUGAGUGAUUGAUGCCAAAUUCGCUCCUUAAGGGCAGUAUGGGUGUGUGUCCCCUGCUCCUGCUGCUCAGUGUGGCCCUCGGGGUCUCUGUCUCAGCCCAGGGACCAUCUCUCAUCCCCGCAGAAGGUCCAGUCUCCACUGCCAAACCCACGGAUUCUCCAGCCACCACCCUCCACAAUGUUCCAGUGGCAACAACCACCACCCCUCCAACAGCCGCAACGACACUGACAACAACCAGCACCGCAGAGGGGAACAUAUUGACUGCAGGCCCCAAUGUCACCCAGGUGCCCAUUCCCCCUCCACCACCCCCUGGCCCCACCAUAGCCCCACAAGUCCCCACGGGUGCAACCACUGCUCCGCAACCACCCCCUGCUCCGACUACGCUCAGUCGGGGUGGGGAGAAUGGGACCACACUCUCUGCUCCGGACAGUCACACAGACCCCUCGCUGGAGACCACCAUAGAACCUACGGUGGAAGCCACGUCGCCCGACACUACUAGUGACACUACAACAGGUCGUGGAGAAGACGGCACAGACCAAAAUACGCAAUCAGAUGACACGCCCAUCAUUGCGGUGAUGGUGGCUCUGUCAUCCCUGCUCGUCAUCGUCUUCAUCAUCAUCAUCCUCUAUAUGCUCAGGUUUAAGAAGUACAAGCAGGCCGGCAGCCAUUCCAACUCCUUCAGGCUGACCAACGGUAGAUCAGAUGAUACAGAGCUCCAGAGUGUGCCGCUAUUGGCCCGCUCGCCUAGCACCAACAGGAAGUACCCACCCCUUGUUGUUGACAAGCUGGAGGAGGAUAUGAAUCGUCGCAUGGCUGAUGACAACAAGCUCUUCCGGGAGGAGUUCAAUGCGCUGCCGGUGUGUCCCAUCCAGGCAUCAUGCGACGCGGCCUCUAAGGAGGAGAACAAGGAGAAGAACCGAUACGUCAACAUCCUGCCAUAUGACCACUCCAGGGUGCAUCUGUCGUCUCUAGAGGGAGUUCCAGACUCUGACUUCAUCAAUGCGUCCUUCAUCAACGGUUACCAAGAGAAGAACAAGUUCAUUGCAGCUCAAGGGCCAAAGGAGGAGACGGUAAACGACUUCUGGAGAAUGAUCUGGGAACAGAACACUGCCACCAUCGUGAUGGUGACCAACCUGAAGGAGAGAAAAGAGAAAUCCAUACAGCGGCAAUCUCUCUGUGUGUCUCAGUGUAAGUGUGCCCAGUACUGGCCUGACCAGGGCUGCUGGACCUACGGCAACAUCCGGGUCUCUGUGGAAGACAUGAUGGUGCUGGUGGACUACACCAUCCGCAAGUUCUGCAUCCAACAGGUGGGGGAUGUGGGGGGUAAGAAGCCCCAGCGGCUGGUGACCCAGUUCCACUUCACCAGCUGGCCAGACUUUGGCGUUCCCUUCACACCCAUCGGCAUGCUUAAGUUCCUCAAGAAGGUCAAGACCUGCAACCCCCAGUACUCCGGCCCCAUCGUGGUCCACUGCAGUGCGGGGGUGGGGAGGACAGGUACCUUCAUAGUGAUAGACGCCAUGUUGGAUAUGAUGAACACCGAGAGGAAGGUGGACGUCUUUGGCUUCGUCACGCGCAUCAGAGCCCAGCGCUGCCAAAUGGUCCAGACCGACAUGCAAUACGUGUUCAUCUUCCAGGCCAUGCUGGAGCACUACCUGUACGGAGACACAGAGCUGGAGGUGACCUCCCUGGAGUCCCACCUGGCUAAGCUCUACGCCCCCUCCGCCGCCGGCUGUGGGGGCAUGGAAGCAGAGUUCAAGAAGCUGACCUCCAUCAAGAUCCAGAACGACAAGAUGAGGACGGGCAACCUGCCGGCAAACAUGAAGAAGAACAGAGUUCUCCAGAUCAUCCCAUACGAGUUCAACAGAGUGAUCAAUCCAGUCAAGAGAGGGGAGGAGAGCACGGAUUAUGUCAACGCUUCCUUCAUUGAUGGCUACCGUCAGAAGGACUCGUACAUGGCCAGUCAGGGCCCGCUGCAGCACACCAUCGAAGACUUCUGGAGGAUGAUCUGGGAGUGGAGGAGCUGCUCCAUAGUCAUGCUCACUGAGCUGGAGGAGAGAGGACAGGAAAAGUGUGCUCAGUAUUGGCCCAGUGACGGGGUGAUGGUGUGUGGUGACCUCUCCAUCGAGCUGAAGAGGGAGGAGGAGAGUGAGAGCUACACUGUUAGAGACCUCCUGGUUACCAACAACCGGGAGAACAAGGCUCGUGCGGUGAGGCAGUUCCAUUUUCAUGGCUGGCCGGAGGUGGGCAUCCCCAGCGACGGAAAGGGGAUGAUCAACAUCAUCGCCGCGGUCCAGAAGCAGCAGCAACAAUCUGGCAACCACCCCAUCACUGUCCACUGCAGUGCGGGCGCGGGGCGGACGGGGACCUUCUGUGCCCUGAGCACGGUCCUGGAGCGGGUGAAGGCUGAGGCCAUCCUGGAUGUCUUUCAGACUGUCAAGAGCCUCCGGCUGCAGAGGCCCCACAUGGUGCAGACACUGGAGCAGUACGAGUUCUGCUACAAAGUGGUCCAGGAGUAUAUCGAUGCCUUUUCUGACUACGCCAACUUCAAGUAGGGACCCACACAGGGGACGGACAUCCGUACGCAGUCAUAAACACACACCAAACCCACACGUACCGGACGGAAAGAAAACUAACUGUUCACGGCUUAGAUGACUGGGCAGCCUGCGUGCACAGAGGAAAAGGGAAUUGAAGUUUUGUGACGGAGCCAAGUGCAGCGCUGCAGUGUACCGGAGGGAGUGAAUAUCAGAGAUGCCUUCUUGAAUAUUUUGUAAUAUUGAGCUUGUUAAUACGGGCCCCUUGUCCCUAUCCCCCCCCCCCCCCCCCACACAUCUAUCCCACCCACAUCGACACUCCCCAAUCCACCCAAUGUACAUAUACUGUACUUACCCUGUCACAUUUGGGGGUUUUGUUUUUAGGUCAAGUUUAAGUUUGGCUGCAUUUUUAGGGUGACAUAAUGUGUUUUAUGGGUAUGUGUGUGUACAUAGACCGUGCCAGUCAAAGGUUUGGACACACUUACUCAUUCAAGGGUUUUUCUUUAUUUGUUCUUUAUUUUCUACAUUGUAGAAUAAUAGUGAAGACACAAACUAUGAAGUAACACAUAUGAAAUCAUGUAGUAACCAAAAAAGUGUGAAACAAAUCAAAAUAUAUGGUAUAUUUGAGAUUCUUCAAAGUAGCCAUCCUUUACCUUGAUGACAGCUUUGCAAACUCUUGGUGUUUGUCUUAACCUGGAAUGCUUUUCCAACAGUCUUGAAGGAGUUCCCACAUAUGCUGAGCACUUGUUGGCUGCUUUUCCUUCACUCUGCGGUCCAACUCCUCCCAAACCAUCUCAACUGGGUUGAGGUCAGGUGAUUGUGGAGGCCAGGUCAUCUGAUGCAGCACUCCAUCACUCUCAUUCUUGGUCAAAUAGCCCUUACAUAGCCUGGAGGUGUGUGAGGUCAUUGUCCUGUUGAAAAACAAAUGAUGGACUCACUAAGCGCAAACCAGAUGAGAUGGCGUAUCACUGCAGAAUGCUGGUUACGCGUGCCUUGCAUUCUAAAUAAAUCACUGACAGUGUCACCAGCAAAGCACCAUCACACCACCUCCUCCAUGCUUCAUGGUGGGAACCAUACAUGCAGAGAUCAUCUGUUCACCUACUCUGCGUCUCACAAAGACACGGCGGUUGGAACCAAAAAUCUCAACUUUGGACUCAUCAGACCAAGGGACAAAUUUCCACCGGUCCAAUGUCCAUUGCUCGUGUUUCUUGACCCAAGCAAGUCUCUUCUUCUUAUUGGUGUCCUUUAGUAGUGGAUUCUUUGCAGCAAUUCGACCAUGACGGCCUGAUUCAUGCAGUCUCCUCUGAAGAGUUGAUGUUAUGAUGUGUCUGUUACAUGAACUCUGAAGCAUUUACUAUUGCUGCAAUCUGAGGCUUGUAACUCUAAUAAACAUAUCCUCUGCAGCAGAGGUAACUGGGUUUUCCUUUCCUGUGGCGGUCCUCAUGAGAGCCUGUUUUGCCAUAGCGCUUGAUGGAUUUUGCAACUGCACUUUAAAACUUUCAAAGUUCUAGAAAUGUUCUGGAUUUCCUGACCUUCGUGUCUGUCAUUUCUCUUUGCUUAUUUUAGCUGCUCUUGUCCUGAUAUGGACUAUCUUCUGUAUACCACACUUACCUUGUCACAACACAACUGAUUAGCUCAAAUGCAUUUGAAGGAAAGAAAUUUCAAAUUAACUUGACAUGUCACACCUGUUAAUUGAAAUGCAUACCAGGUGACUACAUCAUGAAGCUAGUUGAGAGAAUGCCAGGUGUGUGCAAAGCUACCAAUGCAAAGGGUGGCUACUUUGAAGAAUCUAAAAUAUGAAAUUGAUUUUGAUUUGUUAAACACUUUUUUUGGUUACUACAUGAUUCCAUAUGUGUUAUUUCAUAGUUUUGAUGGUUUCACUAUUUUUGUAGAAAAUAGUAAAAAUCAAGAAAAACCCUUGAAUGAGUAGGUGUGUCCGAACUUUUGACUGGUAAUGUAUAUAAAUCGUAUUCUUUAGAGGUGUAUGUCAAAUCGAGAGUCGAGGAAAUGGUGUUUGGGUUUUCUUUGUUCUCUUUUGUUUUUUUGCGGUUGAGUGACUUGAGACUUACGUUGUUGAUGGCUUUAUCUGAUUCAGGCUGAAGCUAAAAGCUGAGAUCUUCCUUAGAGGAAUGGAUUUACACAGCCAAUCAGAAUUAAUCUGUGCAUAUGCGCACGCACACACACACACACACAAACACGUUACAGCUGGCCAGGAGCACUUCCAGAAUUGGCCUAGCCAAUCACAAUAUCUAAACUCUUUCCACUAGUUUUCCUUUGAGUUCAAAGUUCACAGUUCACACAGAGGUCAAGGAGCCAUGGCAUUAGCUAAACCCACCGUUACACAAGAGCAUAGCAUCACACAGCCAAUGAUUUCUCAGGGCACAAACACACUGUAUGUGUGUGUUUUAAAAGGGAGCCAUGUGCCAAACAGUCUCUUCAGAUGAAGGGUGAAGUUGCACCUAGAUGCUGUUCUUGGGUCAGUUUUGCGUUUCCCCCAUUCAUAGUUAAGCAUAGGAUUUGGGUAGGGCGAGCUGAUCCCAGAACUAAACCUAGGGGACACUUUUCCUCCCAGGAGCGUGUCUCCAUCUGCGAGCCAGGCCGUCACAAGCCACAUCUCUCACACACAGUCCAAGACAUUGUGGCUUUGCUGCGUUUGUGUUCAAGGACAUAGAAAACAAUGUAGUUUAGGUGUACCUGCACAUGCUUGCCGUCACAGUGGAUUCUGUGUGUGUAGAACGUUUAUGGAAUUUGAAGUUGCCCAUACCGAAAAUAAAUUGAAUAUCAAACGUCAAAUAUAUUUAAAUGUAAUGGGCCUGUUGAAGAUUAGGCCAACAGUGCAUUCAAAAUAGCCUAUGCAUAAUGAUAAUGAGUAGGAGGCCCGACUGUUGCCAUAAUACAAUUAUUAUUUCAGAAUUUCCAUUUAGAAAACUACAUAGAUUAUGGGUCAAAUAAACUAACCACGCAAUUACUGUGCAUGUCAUGGAGAUUCUCAUGUAUUCAUAUAUUUAAUUGCUUACAAUUAGAAUGGGGGAAGACAUUUCCUAUCUAUUAUUUACGUAUCAUUCCAUUUACUUGUACUCCAUUGCAGAUAUUUAUUUUCGGUAUAGGUUGUUUGAGAAGAUGGCGUCAAAAUGUGAAGACAUCCCUCUCUGUUUUUCAACUGGGGCCUGUUCAGGAUGAUGAAAUGUUAUAGAAUGUUCCGAUAGAAAUGUGUUGUGUAGAACAUGUUUGUUUGUCAUAUGUAAUGGAGAUUUGUCAGCUCUAUUCAAUAUAUUUCUAUCUGCAA
This is a messenger RNA of Oncorhynchus nerka (sockeye salmon), 6212 nucleotides long. RefSeq names its product receptor-type tyrosine-protein phosphatase alpha-like. Gene Ontology annotation, molecular function: protein tyrosine phosphatase activity. Bases 407 to 2947 code for a protein of 846 amino acids. Gene Ontology annotation, biological process: protein dephosphorylation. Lineage: Eukaryota; Metazoa; Chordata; Actinopteri; Salmoniformes; Salmonidae. The transcript is spliced from 23 exons. The record is from RefSeq and is a predicted model, not a curated record.